CCUCCAAUGUUAGAACACUGUAUGAUCUUGACAUUUUUCGCGGAAUUAGGUGUAAAAUGGCGUAACUCGAGCUAACCUUGACGUUAUUUCGUGACUUAUUAGAGGGUGUCUAUCCUGUAAGGAUUAGAAGCGCCAUGCGACGUGUCGUAUGCAUCGAAAUAUGUAUAGGAAACUAGCAGCGGCAGUCAGUACGUACGAAACGUUCGACGGCGCAAGUUGGAACGCGGUGGGAGAGCACGGUGAUCUACGUGGGGGUUGAAAGGUGGUGGGGGAUCAGUCGGUAGGAGCGGUUUUAACGCGAAGAAGCAAGGGUCCAAGCGCGUAUAUACCGGUACUAAUCGCACGUUUGGGCAAACACGCGUUUCGAGCUGUUACGAACGUUACAUUCACUGGUCGUACCUCCCAACGUGUCUCGUUCGCCGCGAUGAUUCCGUCUAAUUUGCGAGUGUGCCGCCAGAGCACGCGACCGGCCGAAUGGCUUACGUAAGUUGCGCGGUAACGUCGAUUGCUCCCGAGUUGUAAAUCGCACGGGCUUCUUUUUUAACCGCACCGUGAGUACACCAACAGAUACGACAAGGUGACGACGACUUUUUCGCAUCCGGAGUUCCCGCGAGUAUAUCACCCCGUGACGGAGCUCGACACUCUGUCGUUUCUUUCUACGAAAACGUAACAGGAGUAGCCGGCUCUUGGUUAUUCAGGCUCGACGGAUACUCGGGACGGCGUUGUUUCUCCCGUUUUAAGCCGAUUCUACGACAUAGUGCGGCGUUAAAAAUCGAACGUCGAGCCGUUUGAAUAUUCGCACGUACAAAGGGGAACGAAUUUCGAAGGAUAAAGUGUGUCGUGCACGAAAUACGAACUCUGUGACCCAGAAACGACUCGAAGCGGUAACUUUGUCGUCAGUGUAGACAAAAUCUGCCGACGGUGCCAAGAAAAAAACGUACAGGGGACCGAGGAAUGCGAGCAUUGUUUUUUCAGCGUGCUAUGCGUGAACUAGGAAGACCUUUGGGUUCGGAAACCCUCCGUCGUGUCGAGAUCUCGACGAUGGCAAUUACGAAAUUCGCGCCACGAAUUCGAACGAACGCCUUCUUCCUUUGAACCGUCUACGAAAGUCACGUUUCGAUCACGGAUUACACCUGGAUACGGAAUUUCUGAUAUUCGUUGGGCAAGUUUGACGGUGACGGAUCGAGAAGACAAUUAUCGACGAUACUUAACCUAACCCUUUGACUACGAAGACGCGCGCUGUGCGCGGGAGGCUUUCACGCGUGUUAAGUACACGUACACAUCGAACGCUCGAAGGCACUUGCGACGGUUGGAAACUGACAACUCCAGCGUCGAUUCAAAAAGUAAGAAUGAAUAAUAAACUUUAUUUCGGUGCGAGAAGAAACAUCGAAUCGGGGUUGAAUGUUAAGAAUAAUUGUGUCCGAAGUGGUUAAUUACGAUAAUACGAAACGAAAGAGGCGAGAGUGAAACGCAGCGGUGGUCCCUAUUGGCGACAACGCUCGGUGACCGUAGAAAGUAUUUGAUGGAGUUUCGCAUCUACAACUCGUUCGACUCGUGGCCGAAGACACGACAACGUUCGAGCGUCCCGUCUAUAAAGCGUGUAGUCGAGGACCGCCGUGGAGUUGACGCACUGUCCGCGAUCGUUGCGUGAUAUCUCGUGUUUUUUGGAACACGCGGUCGGAGUGUAUUCUCGGUCGCGUCUCGUGCUCGGAAUUCACGGCGAUUUUUCACGGGGCCUACAUUGAAUCGAGCGUGCGUCGUAAGUGCUUGUGAAGGUAAAAACAAAGUGUGGUGGGUUGAUCACGCGGUGAAGAUGGAGGAUACAGGGGCGAAAAUCACGCCGGGAGCCAGCGUGUCCGUGUUGGUGCUGGCGAGCACGCUGUUUCUCGCCGGGGUCAUCCUCGUAAUCGGUUACAUCGUUAGCCGGUUGUCACGUUCCAACAGAUCUGCGGAUUCGAUGAAAAAUGCCACAGAAUCGGAAAAAGUGAAAUUCGAGGACUCGAGGGACACGACGUGCGGUUCGUCUGGGACUGGAACCGGAGGCGGCGUGAGCAGCAACAAACGCGCCAAGAACAAGAAGAGACGCGAAGCGCAGCAGGAGUUCACGCAUUCCUGGAUGGUGGGUGCGUUGAAGGGUCACACUGCGCCCGUCCUCGACAUGAAUUUCUCCAGCAACGGCAAGUUCCUCGCAAGCUGUGCCGAAGAUUGCGGCCUGCGGCCGGAAGAGGAGGUCCUGGACCCUGGGGAGACCGAUCGGUACGGGUGCAAGGUGAACCGCGAGCCACCGCCGUCGAAGACGCCUGGGAGCAAGAACAAGUCGCCGUCAGCGGCGUCGUCGACGUCUAACGCCGGGACCGGGACGACGUCCGCGGCAUCGACGGCGCCGUCGACGAAGGAGGAUCGCGCCAUCCUGAGUAGGAGACAACGGAAGAACCGCACCAGGGGACCGCGGGACCAGCGUCGCGAGUUGCGCGACGACGAGCACGAGGACGAGCAACCCGCGCAACAGCAACAACGGCAUCGUCGACACCACCUCUGUCGGCCGCAGCACUAUCAGAACAGUUCCGCGAGAAGUUCGGACCCCAACGGAAUACCAGCCGGGACUGGACGGAACGCGUCCAGGAGGAAUCAUCAGUCGCAGAACGAUUCCCACCGCGAGGAGAGCAAGAACAACAGCGUAAACGGCAGCGGAGCGAACAACAGCUCCAGAAAAUCCCGCGUUAUAUGCCUCAGCAGCCAGAGGAAGGAACUCCACCAUCUCAGCGACGCGGCGCUGGCAUCCCUGCUCCGCAGAUAUACUUUGACCGGGGAGCAACUGGCUCACCUGGGUUACCCUGUGGAGUGCAGCUACUUUCCAGGUUACGCGGUCAUCAUCAACCACCAUCAGCAUCCCAUGGGCCACAGAGCGAGGGGAUAUCAUCAUCUGGAUGCUAACGCGCGGGAAUUCGUCCCUGGUAGCGGAAGCAGCUCCUGGACGAUGGUGGAGAGCGAGGCUGACAGCGGGAACUGCAGCGGGAGCUCUCUGGACAGCUCGGACCUCGAGCAGGAGAGCUCGUCGGACAGCGAUAAGAGCUCCGAUAUAGGUGAGUCGUCCUCGCCGUCUUCGUCCUCGUCUUCGAGUUACGAGGAGAAAUCCAGAAGAGACUCGACGCCUGACCCGUACGAGCUAGUGGUGGUCGCGAGAAGGUGCGCCAGGUGCUUCAAGAGCUUCUACGUGAACCGCGAAGACGGCGAGUACGUGCACGAAGAGAGGUGCGUCUACCAUUGGGGCAAAUUGCGUAGCGGGCUGGUGGAUGGCUCGCACGGAGACACGUGGGAGUGCUGCAGGAGCCGAGAGACAGCCGGAGGCUGCACCACUGCCAGAAUGCACGUGUGGACUGGCCUGGCGCCAGGGUACAACGGCCCGUUCGAGGGCUACGUUCGCACCAGACCCGCCAGAACCGUCCCGAAGGACGGCAACUACGGUGUGUACGCGCUGGACUGCGAAAUGUGCUUCACGAGACGAGGGCUGGAGCUCGCCAAGGUCACGGUGGUCGGCAUGGACGGGAAAGUGGUCUACGACACCCUGGUGAAACCCGACGCGGAGGUGAUCGACCACAACACCAGAUUCAGCGGCAUCACCGCGAAGGAUCUGUCCAGGGCGACGAAGAUGCUCAUGGACGUGCAGAAGGACCUGACCAGCUUCGUUCACGCCGAGACCAUACUCAUAGGCCACGGGUUGGAGAACGAUCUCAGGGCGCUUAGGAUACUCCACACGACGGUGAUCGACACGUGCGUCGCGUUUCCUCACUUCCUCGGCUAUCCUUUCCGUAGCAGUCUGAAGACCCUGGCGAGAACCGUGCUGCGAAAAGAGAUCCAAGUAACGGAGCACGACUCCGUGGAGGACGCCAGGAUCGCGGUGGAUCUUAUGCUACGUAGGCUGCAGCACGACCUCUCGUAGGGUCGUCUGCCGGAGGAUCACGGCGGACAGAACGAAGAAGGUACCGCUUGGGUAAACAGGAGGCGACCGCAGUGAACGAACUGUCGGAGAUCUCGAGACGAAAUUGUUGAAAACUGUGCGCGGAUGGAAUCUCUGUAAGGGUUCUGGGACGCUGAAACGCGCUAGCGUCGCUUUCGUCGAGCCUGCGAUCAACGCGCGGUGUCGCGAGGUCUUUCUUCUCUCUCUCUCUCUCUCUCUCUCUCUCUCUCUCUCUCUCUCUCUCUCCGUUUCGUCGUCGACGGAAAGGCGCUAACGAGAGUAGAUCUCCUGGGAUGGGCCACGCUGAUCCGCGCGCAACUCCUCCCGUCAGUGUUCAGUUCCAAGUGAAGUCUGUGAUACGUUACAUAUACAGAAAGAAAACUACACGUAGCAUCCGCGCUCCCUGUGCGUGCACGCGUCGUCCUGACGCCAGGGAUGCACGCUCGUUACUCGCACAGAUGGACUUUAGACACACAUUACACAAUUCAUGCGUCCGGUAUGCGGUUAUGAAUUUGGUCUACAUGGCGCGCCGUUGCCGAGGAAAAGGUUUGGCUCGAUUCCGUAUGUAUGCUCGAAUAUCUUCUCUCGAAAAAUUACGCUAGGGCGUGGCCGCAAAAUAUGGUAGAUCCCGCCCAAGAGGCGCCAGUUAGGGUCAGUAUCAGGUCAUUUCGUACAGCACCGGAUAACGAUACAAAAUGGAAUUAAUUUGACCAUAGAUAGAUACGAAACGCAUAGAAAAUACGCGACCGAGUAACUCGAUGACUUCCUGUGGUAUGGUUUAGGUGGCCAAGCACACGGGAUGGUCGUUCAUCCUGAAUCAGUAAAUCACCGAAUACAAAAUGAUCUCAGUAAGUUGUUCCGAUACAGGGGUUAAUGUAUUAUAGACGCUAAAAAUGAAAUAUAGGAUUUCUGUAUUCGAAUCAGGUGUAUCCGUCCGCGAGACGUUUUCCUCGACAAGCGCGAUGCUGUGUAUGCUACGCUCGUGUUACUGUCAUCCACGUCUCACACUUUCAUGGAUCAUACAUUUGUACCUGUGUAUAUAUACGUAUAUAUAUAUAUACAUGUGUAUAUACGUAUAGAACAUAUAUGUGUAUAUAUAUUUACACGUGUAAAUAUAAAUAAAUAAGUAUGUUUAUUUAUUUAUAUAUAUAUAUGUAAAUAUACAUAUGUACACGUGUGUAUACAUUUAUAUAAAUAUGUACGUACGCGCCCCUAUACCUUACGACCUCUCUCAUGCAUAUUUCAUCCCGCGUUGUUUUUUCGUACACGUACAGCGAGAGGAGGACACGCGGCGUCAUUGAUCCUGGUAAGUGUCUCGGUCUUCCACGAUGACGGUUUGCAUUUAAAUUCUCCUCGAAAACGACGUCUAGAAAAUUCGCUGUCAAACGAGGACACACGGAUCGAGAAAUUGUUCGGAAUAUAAUGCGUUUGUUCUUCUUCUUUUUUUUUUUUCUGUCUUUUUUAUCGUUCCUUUUCGUUUUUGGACGAGACGGGUAAAAUCCCCGUCUAAAUGAAUAUUUAGCGCAACGAGCAAACGAUGUAUAACCAGUUGUAUAUUAGUAGAUUGUAUACUAGUGAACAUUGAAAUGUGUUUUCUUUUUUUUUGUAUUAUAUCAUUGACUUUUCAAAACAGUCGACGAACAUAUUUUUUUUUAGGUCUCCAACGGAAAUGCAAUUUUUUUUUCAGCGAUUUUUAUUGUUACUUUCUUCGAGUACGCACAAGCGAAAUCAGUUUUUAUUUCUAAAUCGAUUUUCACGUACAAAUAUGCUGUCUGAAAAAAAAUAUUGUGAUUGGAAAUAACGGUUCUUUUAAUGUCGAAUUAAAGAUACACAUACAGUCGGUCGGUCUCGUAAG
Molecule: messenger RNA, 5813 nt
Organism: Hylaeus anthracinus
Lineage: Eukaryota; Metazoa; Arthropoda; Insecta; Hymenoptera; Colletidae
Gene: prage
Exons: 3
Coding region: 1814-3940 (708 amino acids)
Cellular component (GO): nucleus
Molecular function (GO): protein binding; exonuclease activity; nucleic acid binding
Source: RefSeq, a predicted model, not a curated record